UAAGAAAUUGAUGUGAUGGGAUCAAAACAUUUACAGUCAACUGCAAUGGAGAUAAAUAUUUUUUGAGAAAGAAGCGUUCAACUAUCAUAAUUGUUCGAUGGGGAAAGCCAAAUUACUUAAUUAUCCCUGAGUUUCAGAAAACAGAGGGACGAAGACGCUUCCAAAAAUUACCCAUAUUCAAUCCUUUUGUCCAAAUUUCUUUCUUUUUUUUUUUCCCUCUAUUUCCUUCUUCCAACUUUCGCCGGCGUCAGCACUAAUUCCGGUGGGUUCGCGAGCUUCGGCAUAAUCCUCACCCUUUGCUCUCUCUUUCCCGUUUCUGAUCUUCCCUCUCAAGAUAAGGGUAAAAAUGUAAUUAUGGUUCCUUAUAAGCAAUUCUGGAAGCUGGCAAAAUCCCUUUAUUAAUGAGUAUUUAUUUCCAUGGGAAUCGAUACUAAUUUAUUCUUACUGCAUUGCCCUGAUUUGUGAUUCUCUGCUGACAGGGUCACGGUUUUAGGCGAUCUAACGAAUAAGAUAAUUUCUCCCGUUACAACCCAAAAGUCAAGGAGGCGGAUACCCGUCGAAAAGGUCCAAGAAGGGAAAGGAUGAUGUGGCUGAGAGACAUUGUGCCAGCUGCACAAAACAACAUAAACACGCACUUCAUAUUGUUGGACAAGGGCAAGAUAACCAGGGAUGGUCAAAAUAAGAUGUGCUUGGCGCUUGCGGGGGACAAGACGGCGGCUGUUCACUUGCAGCUGUGGGGUGAGGAGUGUGAUGCAUUUGAGGCAGGUGACAUUAUUAGAAUGGAGAACGGCAUUUUUUCCUACAACAGGAACAAUCUGGUGCUGAGGGCAGGCAAGAGAGGGAAGGUAGAGAAGGUGGGAGAAUUCACCAUGGAAUUUGUGGAGACACCAAAUAUGAGCGAAAUCAAAUGGGUUCCUGACCCUAAUAAUUUCAAUAAGUAUGUGCAACACUCUGUUAUUUCCCCUCAUUCACGCAUUUUCCCCCCAAUUCCCUAGGUUUUUCAUUUGGGUUUCUUCAUUUUCCCACGCUGGUGUGUUUGUACUUGAUAUAUUUGUUCAAGGUCUUGUAACCAGUUAAACUCGUCAAUGCACGACAAACUUGAAAAAUAAAUAGUUUUAUUGUUUACACAGGCAGUGGCACAUGGUUAAAUCCAAAAAUCAAAAAUUGCUUCAUGCAAGACCUAGAUGUAUCGCCAUUUAUGUUACAAUGCACACACUGAAAAAAAAAA
This is a messenger RNA of Theobroma cacao (cacao), 1228 nucleotides long. The record is from RefSeq and is a predicted model, not a curated record. Lineage: Eukaryota; Viridiplantae; Streptophyta; Magnoliopsida; Malvales; Malvaceae.